AAAAUAAUAGUGUUUAGUGCGUUAACGUUACCGUGUAGUUGGAAAUCACAGUGUAAAAUUGAAGUGUAGUCGCCUAACCGGACGUCCAUUGCGCGGGUCAGCUAACCGGCUGUCAACGAAUCAGCUGUGAGAGUCUGCGCGCGCGCAUUGGAAGUGGGUCAGUGACUACCACUACAAAUUACACCUUAUCGCCAACACAUUAAACACAAUUUACAAUGGCAGACUGUGCUGGGUGUUUUAACAAGAUAACCGAUGGGAGAUUUUUAAACUGCCAUAACUGCCGAAAAUCAUACUGUCUCCACUGUACUAACUACACUGAGGAAUUCCUUAAGUUUAUGGGACCCGUGCAAAGGUGUUCAUGGAAGUGUGUUGAGUGCAAAAGUGCCGAACCUAAGUCGGAUAACACAAAUACGCCAGUGCGCGGCGUCAGUGACAAUGUAAACAUGCAUAGGGGAGCCGCACGCCCUCGCGGGGCAGUGUCCAACGAGCUUGACAACUCGGUCAUGGAAGUGUCUUUCACGGACAACCAGUACCUGAACGACACCACUAGGCUCGACACGACUGGGGCCUCCGACAUUCAACAGUUGGUAGCCGAACUUCGUUUGUUCCGGGAAGAAAUGCGGGCGAUGAGCCAACAUAUCCAGGCUCUUCGCGUAACGGUAGCCACCCUGACAACAAAAAUUGACGCAUGUGAUGGGCGCGUCGACAGACUAUGUACCCGUGUUGAAGCUCUGGAGAAUAAUACCACAAGUCUUAGUGUCGACAAAAACACGGAGGCUCUACUGGCGGACACCGUAGCCCAGUUAAGAUUAGAGUUAAACGAUCGUGACCAGGAUAUGUUACUCAACGAUAUCGAGUUAUCUAAUGUACCGGAACAAAGUGGGGAAAAUACGUUGCAUAUAGUAUCUACCUUGGGCCAGAAGCUCGGAGUUACGCUGUCGGAACAUGACAUCGUCGAUGCGACUCGCGUAGGGCGGGCGCCGCGAACAGACGAGGGCACCCAGGGCCAGCCGGCCCGCCCGCGGCUGCUGGUGGUGCGGUUGGCGCGCCGCGCCGUGCGUGACCGGCUGCUGCAGGUCGCGCGGGUACGUCGCGGCGCGACUACGGAGGGCACAGGCCUGCCGGGCCCCGACUGCCGCUUCUACGUCAACGAGCGGCUCACUUUUGUCAAUCGACGGCUGUUCCAGAAGGCGAGGCAGCUCAAGGAAUACUACGGCUGGCGAUAUGUAUGGACCCGCGAUGGUAGGAUUUACGUGCGUCAACGUCCCGGUACGGAAUCACCGCGACAUCGAAUUCGAACGGAGCUAGAUUUGAGCCGUGUUUUACACACACUUGAUAUUUGAUUUUAUCCUAUAUGAUUUUAUCUUAGUGUUAUCUUUUAUUUUAGA
Messenger RNA from Cydia pomonella (codling moth), 1388 nucleotides. RefSeq lists its product as uncharacterized. The coding region runs from base 216 to 1343 and encodes 375 amino acids. The transcript has a single exon. The record is from RefSeq and is a predicted model, not a curated record. Lineage: Eukaryota; Metazoa; Arthropoda; Insecta; Lepidoptera; Tortricidae.